AUGAGGAUGACGGGGGGUUUCGGCUGGAUGAGGGCGUGGGCGAUGGCGAAGCUCACCUCGACGAUGGCCGCGAUGACGACGAAGGCGGCGAUGGUCCAGGACACGCAUCGGGACGAGCAGCACGCGGAGGUGGUUUGGCUGGAGGACUUCUUCUCGUUGCGGUGGCGCUCGACGAUCUUGGCGUGCUCCGGUGGUGGGACGGCGAAGAUUUGGUCCUUGGGGAUCUGGAUGACGUAG
Linum trigynum is the source of this 237-nucleotide messenger RNA. The record is from the annotation of a GenBank genome assembly. NCBI's taxonomy places the organism in Eukaryota, Viridiplantae, Streptophyta, Magnoliopsida, Malpighiales, Linaceae.